GUGAUGUCUAAGCCUCGGGAAUUUGCACAUCUUAUUAAAAACAAAUUUGGUAGUGCUGAUAACAUUAAUUCAAUUUCCACAUCUAGAUCACAGCUGAUGGUGCAUCAGAAGAAAUCAGCAUCAAGAUCUCAGCUGAUGGUGCAUCAGAAGGCUAACCAGACUAAAAAUGAAGAAAGUGCAGAUGAGCCUGAACUUAAUAUUCACGGUAGUGCCCUUUCAACUCAUAGCACCAGAUACACAUCUGAUGAAGAAAAUUCUAGUAUUACAUCUGAUCCAGGACAACACCAGAAUGCUGGAGAUGCACAAGUUCAGCAUCAUACUGUUAGUCCUCAUCACCAUCCAACAUUACAGAGCUUGCCAUCUGCAAAUGAUUCCGUUACACUUCAGUCGGUGGGUCCUGCUGCUUUAGACUUAGAACCUAUUCUCCAAGAACUUAGAUCACAGCGUGAUGAAUAUCAGCAUUUAGUUGAAGAAAUUGAAUCUGUAAAGAGUCAAAUUCAGCAGGAAUCGACAUUCUUUAGCCAAGCUUUGCAAGACGAAAGAUAUCGAUAUGAACGUUUAGAGGAACAGAUGAAUGAUUUGAUUGAGCUUCAUCAAAAUGAAAUUGAAAAUUUAAAGCAAGGAAUUGCCGACAUGGAAGAGAAAGUACAAUACCAAAGUGAAGAAAGGUUAAGGGAUGUUCAUGAUGUUCUUGAAAAUUGCCAGACACGUAUUUCUCGUAUGGAGCACCAACAACAUCAGCAUCUUCAACAGUUGGUCACUUUAGAUGCAGUUGAAAACUCACAAGCUCGAGCACUUCUUCUGAAAUUAAUCAAUGUAGCACUGACAGUUCUCCAAGUCAUUUUGCUGCUUGUAGCUACUUUAUCAAACAUAAUAAUGCCUUUUUUGCGAACCAGGGUUCGAACUCUUACUACUUUAUUACUUGUUCUUGUGAUUGUCAUAAUAUGUCACCAGUGGCCUGAACUACUUGAACUCUGUCGUUCAAAAGCUGCUACAUUCAUACCACCUUUGGUGAAAUAAAAUUGUUACAUUUUUAAGAGAGAUUAAAAAAAAAAGCUUUCUUGUUUAAGAAACAGAAAUUGCUUUGAAAUAAUUGCAAAUGUGAAUUUUAGUGAGAAUGUAUAUAUAUGUGAUGUUUUAUAGUUGAUGUAUAUCAAGUUGUAUAAAGUGUAAAAAAGAAUAUAAUCACAAUUAUACUAAGCAAACUUGAUUUUUAUUUUUGAUUUAUUUUAUGGCUUAAUUGUUUCUAAUGUUAUAAACUGUCUUUCAGAAUUUAUGUUGGUACAAAUGUAUUCUUUUGUCUUGUUCUGCUUGUUGCAUUUUAUCUUAAUAUGAAUAUCUUGUAAGUAAAUGGCUCUUCUAUUCUUACUGAUGUGUGUUCUUUGAAUGAAGAGGAAUGUUGGGGGCAAAUAUUUGCAAAUAAAGCAUUUCUAGGGCUUGGACUCAGUAUUAAAUAAAAAAAGGUUCAAUUAUGACAAAUUUGCCAAAUUAGUCUUGCAUCUUACAUGUAAAAAUAAGUUACAGUAAGAUCAGCUUUUUAAAAUUUCAUUCUUGAAUUAAAAUGGUGAUUUAUAAUUGGUAGUUUUAUUAUAUAUUUUGUAUUUGAUAUAGUAGUGUUCUAUAUUUUCAGUGAACAUUUAUUCACAGGCACUAAGAAGAACACUUCUUUUAUAAAAUAUAUUCUUGGCAUCAGUGUUAGCUAGCUAAAAUUCAUCUAAAUCGUAUUUAUCUAAAAAAAGUUUGCUAGUUGAAAAGAGGGCUUAAUGUAAAUAUAUAUGUGAGCCAAAUGUGCACUUAGUGAGGUGUUUAACAUAAAUAAUUAUAUUAUAUAAUUUAUAUCUUGCUUGCCAAGUAAAAUAUUCAAUCAUUUUGUUCCUUAAAAUUGCAUUAAUUUGGUAAUAUAUGUUUACAAGUGACCAAGAAAUCUAUUUCUGACACCUAAUUUUCAGAGCAGUUUUAUACAUAAAUAAAGUUAUGGAUAUUUCAUGACAUCAGGAUUAAAAUUUCAGAAGUAUUGGUGGAAAAACAGAGCUUUACACCACCUUGUAUAUUUAAAUAAUUUUAUAUAUACGUUUAAUUUUUAUUAACAUAAUUUUAAUAUAAUUUCAUUAAUGGACUAAAAGAUGUAAGACUUUUCUUUGUUAAGGAGUAAAAAUGAGUUUCAUGAAUGAAAAAGUAUAAAACAUAAAAUAAUUUAAUGCAUGUGCACAGAAACAAUUUUAUAAAUUUAUGUGUAUUGAUAUAGCAAUACUAAAGCUCUGAUAUUUUUUCAGUUUCGGCAAUAAAUUUUCAGUAAAUUCAUUAGAAUAAUAUUUAUGUUUCAUAGUAAACAAUAGUUAUCUAUAUGCAUAAUUGGUGAAAUAAAUUUAUAAUUAUAUCAGCUUAGGAGCUGAAUAAACUUUACAACCAUUUAGUGAUUAUAGAAAUUAUGUAAAUAUCAUUUAAAGUUAUGUUUGAAUUAUUAUAAUCAUAUAAUUAAGUUUUUAUCUAAAAUAUUCUUUAUAAUUUAUUUCUAUGUUUACUUUUAUGCAUAAUUUUUCAUUUCAUGUAAAACGUAAUUUUGAUUAUUAUCAUAGAUAUUUCAUUUGAUAAUUUUGGACUAAAAUUAAUCUUAAGAAUAUAUCGUAAUUCAGUGGCAAAUUUAGUUGCAACAUAUUUUGUGUUUUGAAUUUCAACAUAUUUAAGUCUGAGCUUGAGGUUAAAUUCUAAACUUGAAAACUGUAAAUACAUUGUGUUGUUCAAAAGAUUUAAAUUUGUCACCAGUCACAUAUGCAAGUAUUGGUUUAAAAUUUUUUUUUCUGAAUUAAUAUUUUGCAGGCAGUAAGUCAUCUUAUAAAGAUUAGGGGUUUUUACCUGUAUAUAUUUAGCUAAUUUCUAUUAUAUGUGAUGUGUUUUAGGGCAAACCAAUAAAGAAGCUGAUUUAUUGUAAAACUGCAGUUAUUCAGUAGGUAGUAUUUAAUUCAUUAACAUUCAGAUUUGAAUAUAUUUUGAGUUUGAGAUAAGUAAUUUUAAAAUAUUGAGCUUAAGGGUAAAUACAGUCACCUAUCGUUAGGCUAGCAGAGCAAAGAAUUCUGUAGUUUUCUUCAUUUGGUGUUGAACUAGAUACUUCAGUAUCUAGGAAAGGAAAAGUGUUCUCUUUUGUGUUAUCUCCUUUUUUUUUUUUUUUUUUUUUUUUUUUUUUUUUCAAAGGCUAUUUAUGUUGUUCUUUUGCCACUCAAUAAUUUUUUUAAGUAAUACAUAUUCACUAAGUUUCAACCAUGCCAGUAUUUUUCUGUUUAGUAUUUUGAUAUAAACCAUUUAAAAUCAGUUUGAAUUUCUGUAUCUUUUAUGAAAUUACAUGAUUUCUUUAAAUGCUUCUGCAAAGAAAUUAUAUUUCUACACCUUUUUUGUAAUUUUUUUUUACACCCUAAUUUUCUGAAUUUUGUAUGAAGAUAUAAAUGUUGUAUUUGAUGUAUUAUACAAAUAAUUAGAAAUGUUUUUAGAUAUAUUUUCAACAAUUUACAGUAAAAAAUAGAAAAUAAUAUUAAAUUUUAAAUAUAUGCUUCCAUUUUUGUUAUUGAAUGAAAUGUAUUCCAUAAUAAUUCAUAAAUUUAAGAAUAAUUUUGAGCAAUUAAAUUAAUUAUUUUAGAUGGCUUAAGUUUGAAGAACAAAAUAAUUUAUGUACUAUAUGAAUAUUUGUUUUUUAAGUAAAAGUAAGCUAAUAUUGUGCUGUACAUUAAACAUCUUGUUUCAGCAACAUAAAUGUAUACUUCAUGUAUGCAGUUGCCAAGUGCUUGUAUUAAUUUUUUCCCAGAAUAUCAAUCUUUUAUCAUGUUUAGUUAUAUAUCAUUGUCUAUGGCAAAACUAUUAAGUUUUCAGGUAAUUGUAUUUUCUCUUAAAUUUAUUAAAUAAACCUAAAUUGAGAAAAUUUUUUAAUCAAAAAUAGAAUUUAAUGAGUCUCAUUUUAAUCAAAUGUUAAAUAUUGAUCCUUUAAUUAUUCUUUUGACUGCAUAUUACAUGAGUAUUAUUUUUAAUUGCAUAUAGUUUUGAAGUAAAUUUUAAUUGCUUGUUUGAAUUUGUGCAGUAAGUGUAAUGCUGUCUUUAAAAUCUUAUUAGCAAUUCAGAAUGAGUAUUUUUUUCCUGUUUUUAAAAAAUGUGCAGAGAAUCAAAAUGAUUCUGACUUUAGUAGAAGAAUUUUUACUUUUUUCAAUUGAGUAUUUUGUGAUUUUUAUCUUAUGACAGAAAGCUGAAUGUAUUUUUAUUGUGUAAUUGUAUAUUUUAUUUUGCUUCUGUAAGUUAUUAAAAAUAAAUUCUGAAAACUUUUUUUUAAGUAUUUAUGGUAUGUAGACGUGUUAGUUUAGCUAAACUUUGAGAGUGCUUUUUUUAAUCUUAAGGCUUUAAUUGCAGAAAUAUGUAUAACUUUUAGAAAAUGAAUAUAUUUUUAAAAAAAAAUUUCAGUUUGAUGAAUUAUCAGUAAUUUAUCUUUAAAAAGAAGGGGGGAAAAGUUAAGUUUCACUCUGUCUGAGUAAAGAAAUUGUCUAAAACCAGGCAGUAUUUCAGUAUUAAAAAAAAUUUCUCUUCAUAUGCACUGAAUAUUAUAAUACUUUGUUAAAAUCAAGAAGUCAACGUCAUUUAAGCAGCUGUAAAAUAAGAUGAUAAAAAGUCUUCAGAUUGCAUCAGGUGGUGGUUCAGUUAAUGUGUUACUUGUAAUAUUAUGUGUGGUUUAGUUAAUGUGUUACUUGUAAUAUAAGAAUAACUAGAUCAUUGAUGAUCUAGUUAUUCUUAUUCAUGUCAAACUGUCUGUAACACAAACUAAAUGCCAAGACAGAAAUCAAAUUUAAAUUUCCUAGUUUUCUUUUUAAAAACAGUACAUUCUAGUGCUAUUUAUAUAGCCAAACGUAUGGUGCUAUUUAUAUAGCCAAACGUAGCUUCUCCAUGAUUUAUUUUUAUUGAAAAAUAUUUUUCUAGUGUUGAAUUGUAUGACAAUACCCCCCCUUUUUUUUUUCUUUUCUUUCUUUAUAUAUAUAAAGAAAAUAGUUUAGGUAAUUUUUUUCUUUAGAAUUUUUAGUUUAUAUAUCUUGUUUUUCCUCAUUUUCCCAGUUAAUUUCAUUUUAAUCGUAUAGAUCUUUAUAAUUAAUCUACACUUUGUUUCCAAAUUAAUUAUUUUUUUAAUAUAUAUCUUUUACCGAGGACUGGUUGCACUUAGCAUGUGGAAAAUGAAAUGUUUGAGAAAAUAAUAUGUUUUAAAUCAUUAAAUGCUGAAAUCAAAAUAUUAACAUCAUAGCAGAUUUUACUAAUCCAAACAUUUCUACCAAUAAAAAGAAUAAUUUUCUAAUGAAAAAAUUAUUUCCAAUUAGUAAAAUUUGGCUUUUAUUUGACUAAAAUUUUGAUUAACAGAAAUUUUGGUUUCAAAUUUCAUCUUUUCACAUUAGUAUAAUAAUGCUCAUUUUGUGUAAUUUUACUUACAUUUUAUUAUGCAUUUGGUUAGAUUAUUUUUCAUUUGAAAGUUAGUGUCCUCUUUGUAUUAUAUUAAGAAGAUAAUGAAUGAACAUUAUUUUCACUUGAACAGAUAUUUAUAUAAAAAUGCUUAUAUUGUUAAAAUUCAAAGAAAAGCUUACCUUGUGCCUUUCAACAUUUUUUUGUCGAACAUUGUAUAUUUCAUUAAUAUUGUAAAUGAAAUGUUAAAAUACAAGAUAAAAUAUUUAUUAUCAUUGCUGUUAUUACUUUUAAGUGCAGAUAGAUCUCCUAUGGAAACAAGCUGAUUUGGAAUUCAGCUGGUUUGUCAGAAUUAUUUCUUAAAAAUUUUAUGAUCUGCGAACUGGUUGUCAAAUGUGAAUUGUAAUAUUUAUUUCAGCAUGUCAUUACAAAAACUUGCAUUUUUAUAAGAUUGUCAAAUUUGACAGUUCAUUGUGAACGGCCGUAGAAUAAAAGGAAUCUGUGUAUUGCAACGAGCAUGAAAAUUUUAUGCUGUGUAUUGUAGUUUAUUUUUAUUACUAUUAUCAAAUGUAUAUUUGUUUUUUAAUGUGCAAGCUGCAUAUUUGUAUGUAGGACCUAUGCAGAUAAAUUUAUAAGUACUGUAGUACUGUGAUGAGUACUGUAGGACCUAUACAGUUAAAUUUAUAAGUAAAUAUUUAAUAUUUAAAAUCAUCACUGGUUUAUACAGUUGUUUGUUAAAGUAAUUGAAUUGCAUGUGUAGUUGUGUUGAUAAGUUUAACUUUAUUUAAUACUGUCUGCUAAAUAAUUUUGUGGUGUACAUGCUAUACAACUGUAUAACACGUGGAGCACAAAAUCAUCAUGAUAUAAGGUAAUAGAAAACAACAUACUUAAACAUGCUAAUAGUUGUUCAUUAUGAAAAGAAGUAAGGAAAAAUCCCCCCUUAAAAUGCCUUUUUUAGAAAUUGCAUUCAUCCUUACAAACACAACCUAAUAUUAAAUAUCUCUCUUUCUGUUUAUGUACACAAAACUAAUUCAUUGUUUUUGUUUUAACUUUUACAUUAGAAAGAACAUUAUACAGCAGUACUUUACAUAGUCCUGAUUCACUAUAGUUUGGUUUGAAAAUGUCAAAACAAACAAAAUUUUAACUGAACAAAAUCAAAAUUAAUUAAAAAAAAAUUGUGUACAAAAUAGCUUUUAAUACAUAAAGAAUAAGUUUUUUUCCUUCUUCCCCCCCCCUCUUUUUUGCAGUUAUAUUUUAUGAAAUGGUAUUGCUACAUAUUUGAGUUUUUUCUUGGUUGCCCCAUUGUAUAAAAAUGGCCAUAAGUACCUAUGCUUGAGCUGGUCGCUUUUGAGCCCUGGAGCUGUCUCUGGAGAAAGUGAGGAGAGACUGAUGAGGCAUAUACCAUGAUUUAUCUCAGUUUGGAAAGAGUAACUACAACUGUCAGAAAUCAGGGUCUUAAGCAUGAUGUAUGUGAAAGAUGCGACUCUGUCAAUUCAGUGUGAUAUCAGCAGCUGUCCUUAAUGCGUAAGCUAUGUAGCAUGGUUAACAGUAAAUGUUUCUCAUUGUUAAUGUGGAUUUAAUUUUCAUGAGCUUUCCUUGCCCAUAUCUGUAGUAAAGUCCAUUUGUGAUAAUUAAAUUUUAAUACCAAUUUAAGACGAUAAUAAUGUGUAGUUCUUCUGUCUGUGAGAAAUGUAAAAGAAAUUUUGGAAGUUACAACUUCGGAAACCUUAUCAAAAAUAUAGGCAAAAUAUUGUAGGAAGUAUUGAAGCAUACCAUACCAUAUCAUAAAACUGAUUUCAUUUAUUUUGAAACUCAUUUUGCUGAAGUUACUUAUCAGACAGUGGGAUUGCACAUCAUCUUGGUUUCAAUGACUUAGAUUCUGUUAACUGAGUGCAUCAAAUCAGUGCAAAUCAUCAUUAAACAGUGUAAUUUCAUUCCUAUUAAUACAUGUAUGAAGAGAAAGAAAAGGUAAGGAUGUGCAAACAUCAGUAUUACAGUUUCUAAAAAAUAAAGAAAGAAUUAUGAAAAA
This is a messenger RNA of Stegodyphus dumicola, 7444 nucleotides long. RefSeq names its product transmembrane and coiled-coil domains protein 2-like. Gene Ontology annotation, cellular component: endomembrane system. NCBI's taxonomy places the organism in Eukaryota, Metazoa, Arthropoda, Arachnida, Araneae, Eresidae. The record is from RefSeq and is a predicted model, not a curated record.